AUGUCUCUUCUGGUGCGACCGGCGAAGCGCAAGCUCGAUGAGGUGGAGGGGCAGGAGCGACGCGUCGCACAGAGAUUCGACAAUCACAUUAACCACCACCACCACCACCACCACCACAACAACAACAACAACAACAACAACAACAAUUAUGAUCGUCAAGGGAGUCGGAGUCACGGGUUGAUGCGAUCGCCGGCGACUACUACGGGUCGGAGUCGGAGUCAGACAGCGUCGGUGGAUACGAACGAGCAGAAUGCGUUCGCCGAACAGCCCCUGGCCGACCGCGACCUGACGUCGAACCGUGCGUCGCCCAUCCCCUUUGACAGCCCGCUUGAGGCGCAGCGGGUUUUCAACCAGAGUGCGUCGAUAGUGCUGAUCGGGAUCCGGGGCACGGGCAAGUCGAGUCUGGCGGUCAUCCUCGCCGCGACGUUUGGCCGCCGGCUGAUCGAUGCCGACCAGUACUUCGAACAGAUGACAGGGAGGUCCCGCGCCGCCUUCAAGAAGGAAUAUAGCAUCAUCGAGUAUCGCCAGCAGGAGGCGAGGGUUAUCGACUCGAUGCUGGCCGACCACCGAGACGGCUGCGUCAUCGCCUGCGGGCCCGGGUCGAUGGAGCGUACCGGGCAGCGUCUGCUGAGGGAAUACGCAAAGACACACCCCGUCGUUCACGUCGUUCGAGACCCGGAGAGCAUCCAAGCAUACCUCCAGGCCUGGGACACGGCGCGGGUGCGCCGCUUUCUCGAGCUGUCGGGCCCCUUGUACCGUGCCUGCUCCAAUCUGGAGUUCUUCAAUCUGCCCGAGACAGCCGGGGAAGACCACAGCAUUAGCAGCAGCAAUAGCAACAACAGCAACAAUAACCACCACCAUAACAACAACAGCAGUAGCAAAGAAUGUCAAAGUUUAGACCAUCGGCUACAGUCCUCAACCCCGUUUCUCACACUGAAACGGUUGCAGCGCGACUUUCUGCGCUUCAUCGCCUUUGCGACAGGCAACUUCUCCCAUCUGCGCAAGCAACAGGCAUCCUUUCCACUCUCGCUGCUACCCAUCGAGUCCCGCACCUAUACCUAUGCCGUUUCGGUGCCCCUGUCGGCCCUGCUCGAACGAGAGUUGGACAUUGAGGACCUGGAAUCAAGUUCGGAUGCCUUCGAGCUGACUAUUGAUAUGGCCAACCCACCGUCGAUGCAGCUUGGUUUGGACUCGGCCUUUGCAGACCGUAUCAGCCAGACCGUCUCCACGAUCCGUCGGCAUAUCAUCGUACCCCUGAUCUACCAUGUCGAGAGUGAGAUGCCCCCGAGAAGCCCGUCGCCUACCAGUCACGGCGGCUGUACCCCUGGGCAUGCACGGCGCCCCGAGGAAGCCUAUAUGGAACUGAUUCGGCACGGCCUACGGCUAGCCCCGGAGUUUCUCACAGUAGAUCUUAGCUACAGUGACAGUCUGCUCUCGCAGGUCAUUGCAAUCAAAGGCUCCACACGCAUCAUUGGCCAUUAUGCUGGGCCGCCGCACGGUUGGGACGAGGCCGAGCACAUGCAACGGUACGACCGCGCCAGGCGACUUGGCUGCGACCUGGUACGUCUGUCACAGCCGGCCACCUCGAUCGAUGACAAUUUUGCCGUCCAACGGUUCCGCCAUCGUAUCGACUCGCUGCCGGGGCCCCAUCCGCCCAUCAUUGCAUACAACACAGGUCUACUCGGCCGCCUCUCAGGGGUCUACAACCCAAUCCUGACCCCGGUCACGCACCGCAGUCUUGCCGCCGGUGGUGGUGGUGGUGGUGGUGGUAGUGGUGGCAAUAAUAUUAAUGGCGGAGGAGGGACUAUAUCAAGCGAGCUCUCGCCCUGUCUCGACGUGCAACAGGCUCGCGAGGCUCUAUACGCCUCCUUCACUCUCGACCCGAUGCGCUUCUACGUCUUCGGGGCCAACACGACCUACAGUCUCUCCCCCGCGAUGCACAACGCGGCGUACAAGCUGUCCGGCCUACCGCACAUGUACAGCAUCCACCAGUCGCCGACCCUGCGCGGCCUUCACGAGAUCGUGGAAAACCCGUACUUUGGCGGCUCCAGCGUCAGCCUACCGUACAAGACCGAGGUGAUCCCCCUGCUGCACUCCAUGUCGCCACACGCGCGCGCCAUCGGGGCCGUCAACACGCUCAUCCCGAUCCGUCACUUUGAUACGCCCGACCUGCCCCCUUCCUCGGCCUCGUCCCCUUCCUCGCCGGCCCCCGCCUGGCUGGCCCUGGAACGCAGCCGCGCCGGCCCCGUCAAGGCCCUCCAUGGUGACAACACCGACUGGAUCGGCAUCUGCAACUGCAUCCGACGCGGCCUCUCGCCCGCCAACGCCGUCCGCCCCGCCACCACGGGCGUCGUCAUCGGCGCCGGCGGCAUGGCCCGCGCCGCCGUCUACUCCCUCAUCCAUCUCGGCGUGCAGAACAUCUUCGUCCACAACCGCACCGUCGCAAAGGCCGAGAAGCUCGCCGCCCACUAUAACCGCCAGCAGGCGCUCUACCCGCCCGUCCCCACUACCAACAAACCAACCGUUCACGUUCUCCCUUCGCUCCAAGACCCCUGGCCUACGGGCUUCAAACAACCCACCAUCGUCGUCUCUUGUAUCGUCGCCCACAGCAUCGACGGCCAGCCCCCGCCCAACUUCCGCAUGCCCCUCCAAUGGCUCGAAAGCCCAACCGGAGGCGUCGUAGUUGAUCUGGCGUAUAAACCCCUCAACACCCCCCUGAUCAUGCAGAUGCGCGCCCUCUCCCACCGCGGCUGGUCCGCUCUCGACGGCCUCGACGUCCUCCCCGAACAGGGGUUCGCCCAGUUCGAACUCUUCACAGGCCGUCGUGCCCCGCGCCGUCUCAUGCGUGCCGUCGUCUUGGAAGAGUACCGUGGUGAGGAGGGCCAGUAUGAUCCGUCGGCAAUGCGGACUAGACUCCAACGACUCGAUGGGCAGCCGAAUUGA
Molecule: messenger RNA, 2943 nt
Organism: Penicilliopsis zonata CBS 506.65
Lineage: Eukaryota; Fungi; Ascomycota; Eurotiomycetes; Eurotiales; Aspergillaceae
Exons: 2
Coding region: 1-2943 (980 amino acids)
Biological process (GO): chorismate biosynthetic process
Molecular function (GO): shikimate 3-dehydrogenase (NADP+) activity; 3-dehydroquinate dehydratase activity; 3-phosphoshikimate 1-carboxyvinyltransferase activity
Source: RefSeq, a predicted model, not a curated record